Aspergillus neoniger CBS 115656 is the source of this 873-nucleotide messenger RNA. RefSeq lists its product as uncharacterized. The record is from RefSeq and is a predicted model, not a curated record. NCBI's taxonomy places the organism in Eukaryota, Fungi, Ascomycota, Eurotiomycetes, Eurotiales, Aspergillaceae. The transcript has a single exon. Bases 181 to 639 code for a protein of 152 amino acids.
UCAAUCUUGACUGGAGAUCAAUGACCCGGGCCCAGUUCUUUGUUCGAUAUCCUUAGCUGUCAAGCAGUGUUUACUGGGUUGUGGUCUCAUCCGGGGCAUUGGAUGAUAAAUGCUUCGUAAAGCCCAUCAAGCCGUUUCACCACGAGUUUAUCAGAUCAGUGGCCAUCGCAUCUUCACGAAAUGCCAUGCCACUAUCAUAGCAAUAUACAACACCAUUCCGAGGCUUUACUCGCUUCAUUGCCAGGAGGCGGUGAUGAGAAAGUCUCUGUUAAUGCUGCUGGUCUAAACCGGGAGGAGCUUCGUCAAGAAGCUACCCGGAAAAGCAUCAGUGAACUGCGUUCGGUCCCCAGCAGCAGAGUCUGGAUUACCACCAACAGAUACUGCACCAUCGGAAAUAGCAUGGGCAGGCUGGAAAGAUACUUGCACAACAUUUGGCAUUUAUAUUACCAGGUAGGUAGGUAUCUGUCGCAUGAGAGUCCUGAGCAUGAUGCUAUUGUCCUAGAUAACCCCCGCAUUCAGGGCAAAGGCUCACUAUCCAGGCCAGUAAAAGGGGUACCUGGUGUUGAUGUGGCAAGGGACCGAGAUGACAAAUUUUGGGAUGACUUCCCUUUCAUUGUACCAGACAUGGCAGACUACUGAACGGGUUCGUGACAAUGCCUAGGACCUAGCGGCUUAACUUGACCUCCUUUCUCUUGCUGAAGUGGCCUCAACUCGCGUCUGCAAGGAUCAACUCUGUCGGAUUGCCGCCUUCCUGCUCCGCGUUACUUUGGAGGAAAGAAAUAGAUCACCGCCCCAUUAAUAGGACAAUCGAAGAAGACCCAUUACGCACGAUGAAGUAGGUUUCAAAGGCAGACUUGCUGCCCUCUGCCUACG